AUGAAUAACCAGUCUCUUAAUAAUCUUACCUGUCCUAGUAAUUGUCUACCGGAAGAUUAUGAUGAAAUUUGGAACGAAAUACAUAUGGCAAUUUGCCUUGCACAAUGCUUAGAAUGCGGACGUUUUUGUGAAUAUGAAACAGAUUUAAUACCACCGGAAUAUCUUUACCAUCUCUCUUCCUGGAUUGACGUCAAAAAAAAGCUUAAUGCAUGGAGUGCACUUUCUCCAAAAGAUCGUUCUUAUAUAACAGCAAUACACACAUCUUAUUUCGGAAGAAAUG
Entrophospora candida is the source of this 280-nucleotide messenger RNA. NCBI's taxonomy places the organism in Eukaryota, Fungi, Glomeromycota, Glomeromycetes, Entrophosporales, Entrophosporaceae. The record is from the annotation of a GenBank genome assembly.